AUGGGAAAACCUAGUGUACUUCUCAUAAGGCAUGUCAUGACAGUAUUUUCACUUAGUUUUUGCGUUACUCUAGAGCACAACCCUGAUGCAACUUAAAAAGGCUUACUACAACCGGAAACCAGUAGAGAAGCCACGGAAAAAUAAGGAAGCUGCAUCCAGCCAAGAAAUGGAGAAUGUCUCUACUGAAGAAGGCCAUGACAGUAAACUAAAAACAGAAAUGAAGAGGGAAAAGCCAGACAUUAAAACAAUUUGCAGCCUCUUAAAAGCUUCUUUCAGUCACAGAAGGAAGUGGAUCUGUAAACUUCAGGGUAAAGGAACGGUGAAGAAGAUCUUGGAGGAGUUCCCAGGAUUCAAGAAUUGGCAACUGGUAAUAGUGAUUCAGCUGCAUGAGAUUGACCAACUGUGUACUGAAUGUAUUACUGUACUGUAUAUAAAGCUUUAUUUCAAAUAACCCAGUUCUAUAUUUCAUGAUAUAAUUUUUCCUAUUGUCUUUUUGUAGCUCAUGAUACUGACAUCAUUAAUAACUGAAACAAGACAGUACAAAGAGGCUUGGUUAAAAAUGCUUCCUAAGUUGGGCGACUAUGUAGAGGAGCAUGCCCAAGAUGUCUUGGAAGAAGAAAAUGUUGAAAACUUCAAAGAAAUUGGUGAAGGUAAGUUGACACAACAUGGUAAAGACAUUUUUGUAAGUGGGACAGUAAUCAGGACUGAACUAUGACAUGGUUCUUUGAAACAUUUAGUAGUGGCUUGGAGAAGUUAUUAUUUGGUCACACAGUAAAUAAAUGGAAGCAUGGAGCAAUUACAGUCAACUCUCUAAUAACCUUCAACCAUACACCACAAAGUGGUUAAUUAUGGGAGAUGGUCACUUGAGAGAAGUGGUAGCUACAGUGUAUAUAUGGGAUAAUUGACUGUACUUCAGAAACUGGCAAUCCAAGAUGUACAUGUUGGCUAAGGUGGGAUAAUCAGUAGCAGUACUGGAAUUGUUCCAUGUGAUUGGAAGAUGACCCGUGUCGUUCCUUUAUAUAAGUCUGGUGGACAUGCAAGUAUGGACAACUACAGACCAAUCUCCAUAUUGCCGGUUAUGUCGAAAAUUAUGGAGAAAGCUGUCAACGUUUAAUUACAACGGUACCUACAGAGGUUCGACCUUUGCAGGGUUUAGACAACACCAUUCAACGGAGAGUGCUGUGCUCUAUUUUACCGAUGAGAUAAGAAGAAGUGCAGAGUCAGGAAAAUUAACAGGCGCAUUGUUUAUUGAUCUAAGGAAGGCCUUUGAUUCUGUGCCGCACAAGGAACUCUUAUCCAAAUUGAGAAGAUUUGGCUUUGGAGAAAAUUCGAUUAAUUGGUUUACAAGCUAUCUAUCCGACAGACUUCAAGCCGUUUCCCUGGAUAACGAGUUGUCGAGUCCUUUAGCUGUCCUAAGUGGAGAGCCUCAAGGGAGUAUCCUUGGUCCGGUUUUAUUUACGUUGUAUAUUAAUGAUCUACCUUCCUGUGUUGAUGUCUGUAAAGUUAUUAUGUAUGCUGAUGACACAGGUAUCUUUUUCUCGGCUCCACUAACAUCGGAAAUUGAGUAACAGUUAAAUUUGGAACUGAUUAAUCUGUCUGAGUGGCUGUCUACAAAUAAACUUAUUCUCAGUUUAAAGAAGACUGAGUUCAUGGUUUUUGGCACCCACCAGAGACUAUGUCGCCAAGACAUCGAUGGGGCUCAUAUAACGUUGGCAGGAGAAUCUGUGAAACACUGUGAUGCUUCUAAGUACCCAGGCGUAGUUUUGGACAACAGUCUUUCCUUUAACUUUAUUGACUAUGAGAAGAAGAAAGUUUCUUAAACACUGGGGAUGUUCUCAAGAAUUAGAUCAUCAUUGACAACUGAAGCAUCGAACCGAUUGUAUAAAUCGAUGAUACUACCAAAUUUGGAAUACUGUUGUGCUGUUUUUCAUCGCUGUGGUAAAGGAAAUGAAGAAGAAUUGGAACGCCUGCAGAGACGUGCUGCUAGGAUAGUGCUAAAGACAGUGCAUUUGUCCACUCAAGAUAUGGCUUCCAGUCUUGGUUGGGACCCUCUUAAGACGAGAAGAGAGAAACAUAUCGUCACACUUGUCAAGAAUUGUCUUGAUGGACAAGCUCCAAGUUAUUUCUCAGGUUAUUUUCGACGGCGAACUUAUGAUAUUCAUGACUAUGACACUAGGUCUAAGGAUAGGUUAUCUAUUGAUAAAGUCAAUCUCGAGUUGACUAAGAGGGCCUUUUUUAUAAGGGGCUACCCUUUUUAAUGAUUGUAUGUAGUUUUGUUCAUAAGGAGGCUACCUUUUUUCAUUGAUUAUAAUUAUGUAAUGUAUCCCAGUUUCGUAUACAAUUAAUGUUCUUAUCUUUUUAUUCAUAUAUUUUUAUACAGGACCCAGUUACGGACACCUUUUUCGUGUCCCAAGGGUGUCCGCUUACGAGAGCUUCCACUCUAUAACAUUGCUUUCAGCCAAAUUGUUUGAAACUGAAUAACUCUCUGAUUUUGUUCUUUGAAUUACAGUGUAUAAAUUAUUAUCUUUCCCUUGCAGCGGAACAAACACUUAUUGUGAUGCUAUCUCUGCCAAAAGCAUGGGACAUCCAAGAAAAGUUUAUACACUUUGUGGAGGUAAGAAUAUUCUACAUCCGUAAAUACCGGUAUAUAAUAUACAAUUUUAAACUUGAUGGAAUUUUUUUUUGUAUAUUUCCUUCAGUGGAUAUCAUAUGGUUAUGACAACCAACUACCAAAACUAAAUAUCUACUAACUGUAAGUGCACCAAGGAUGAAACUGCACCACAAGACAUACAUGCAUUGAAAGGGCCCUUAUGUUAUAAAAUAAGAUAUUGGCAUCUUGUAGGAUUUUCUAUCAAAGAAAGUAUCACCCUCAUCACCGCAAUCUGAUCCUAAAGGUUAACAACAGAGGCUGAUCAAUUAAUAUGAAUGCAGUAAUACCAUAUUAGCUUUUCAUUAAUCUUUUUUAUUCCCACGGUCAGUGAUGGAGACAUGCACUGUUUUGUUUUUGAGUCCUCCGAUGAAUUUUCAAUACCACUGGGAAUUAAACAGUUAUUUUUUUUGUCAGUGCUACAAUACUAAUGUGAUAAACCUUUUUCUCUAAUAGGAUGGUGACAACUUUGAAAGAUUUAUAAAAAAGGAGUUGAAUGCAGAGUGCCAUUUGGUAGCUGCAGAUAGAUCUGACAAGGUGCAGUUGUUCAUCACCAUAGACAACGAAGUAAUUGUUGAAACAGACAGUUAUUUGAAUGGCCUUUUCUGUUUCUUUGGGGCACAACAUGUCUUUAACUUGGAGUUUACAGAGAGUCUCAAAUUGUGCUUCAAGUUUCUGGAGGAAUAUGUAUUUGGCAUACCUCAAAAAAAAGAGAAGUACACAAUAUCAUAAUGGUGUAGCAAAGCUUCUUACUUUAGCAGUUAGCUGAAACUAGUAACACCCUUUGACGCAUUGGGAACGAAAUUACACAGCAAGAAAUUGUACGGAGGCGAAAACGAAAGUUUUGUUCAAUUAACUUCUCUGUGUGUAUGUUGUGGCCACUGUGAGAUAUCAGGGGGGAGGGAGGUGCCAUCAGACUUUCAGGCUGUUGAUUAUCUGUGUAACACCGUUGUUCUGUGGGCUACAAUAGCUUCACUAAUGGAUGGAGGUACUAUAGCCUUUGUAGUCUCCAUGCAAUCUGUAGUCUGGGUCAUUACAGAACAUUUAUUCCAGGUCCAUGGACUCCCUUCAAUUGGGCCGUGCAUCAUUUUCUAAAAGGUCUGAACCCUCUGCUAGAAAUAGUGUUCUUAACACAUAAUACAUUUUUUUCAAGCUUGAGGUUGUUUUAUAGCAAACUUGGCUGUUAUAUUCCUUUAAGUCUCAAGAUUGCAUGAUCAACAUCAAAUUUGUUCUCAUUAGAUGAAUUCAUGUACAGUUAUGACAAGAUUAUUAAGGAAGCAAUCACCAAACAGAAAUUGUAUUGAAAAUUUUUUUUACUUCUCCCAACUCGAUUGUAGGAGUAUAGGAAAUGUACAAGCUUAAAUGUAUAGGAUUAAACCUCAGUUAUAUUUGUGUUCUCAUCAGCUCCCUUUAUAGUUAGUCACUAUUUUAAUAGUGACUUAAGCAACUUUGGUCAUGGAAACAAUUAAGGUCACUGAGUCUAGAUCUCCUGAAUCAAUAUUUUUCAAAUUCAUUUUCUGAUUCUUGAUACUAUUUAAAAUUAAUGAUCCAUUUAUAAUUUAUUUAUUAACAAUAACAGAUCACUGAACUUGAAGCUAUUGCAAAUGAAAAUGAAUGUCCAAUCCAAGCCAAAAAGCCUUGUAAACCACAUGUAAGCAGUAAAGUGCAGAAUAAUUGCAGUGAGAAGCUUGAGCACCUAUCAAGAUUCCGGCUAUUAUGA
Messenger RNA from Porites evermanni, 4367 nucleotides. Lineage: Eukaryota; Metazoa; Cnidaria; Anthozoa; Scleractinia; Poritidae. The record is from the annotation of a GenBank genome assembly.